This is a messenger RNA of Branchiostoma floridae (Florida lancelet), 1333 nucleotides long. Its product is annotated as zinc finger protein 525-like. The record is from RefSeq and is a predicted model, not a curated record. The transcript is spliced from 2 exons. Lineage: Eukaryota; Metazoa; Chordata; Leptocardii; Amphioxiformes; Branchiostomatidae. Gene Ontology annotation, molecular function: DNA-binding transcription factor activity, RNA polymerase II-specific; RNA polymerase II transcription regulatory region sequence-specific DNA binding. Gene Ontology annotation, cellular component: nucleus. Bases 323 to 1123 code for a protein of 266 amino acids. Gene Ontology annotation, biological process: regulation of transcription by RNA polymerase II.
CGAUCCGUGUAAUCAGGUUAUUCAACCUUUGACCUUUACCCCUGGAAGCUUGGUUCCUUCCGCCAUUUUGCUCCGUGCGAGAAGAACUCAAUUUUCUCUAUCAUUUGAGACGAAAUUCAACUGAUUUCAACGCCACAGGAACCAAACAACGAUUCAAACAUAUAGGCUGAGCCAAGCAGUGAAAGAACCAUUAGAGAAGGCAUUUUGGAAACUAGCAGGAGAGAGAACGAGACAGGCACGAGAGAGCAACAGGACAGAGAACCCUCCACCAGCCGACAAGGCACUUUUAUCACAGAUCUUUGUGCAAACUCAUCCAGGACAGAUGGAAGGGCAAAGUGCACAGGAUGCUUUGGAUGCUGCGUUGGCUACAUCCCACAGAUGCGACCACUGCGGAUUCAGGGCGGCGUAUAAGUCCUUGCUAAUCAGGCAUAUGAGACAACAUACGGGUGAGAAACCCUUCAAGUGUGACCAGUGUGACUAUUCUGCUGCGCUGAAAGGCAGUUUAGUCUAUCACAUGAGAGAGCAUACAGGUGAGAAGCCCUACAGAUGUGAGCAGUGUGACUAUUCGACUGCACAUAAAUCUUAUUUGGACCUCCACAUGGCUUCGCACAAAGGUGAAAAACCCUUCAUGUGUGGAGAGUGCGGUUACAGGACGGAAUACAAGAACAGCCUAACCCGACAUAUGAGGAGACAUACAGGCAAGAAGCCCUACAAAUGCGACCAGUGCGACUAUUCUGCCGCACAAAAGAUUGUUUUGACCCGACACAUGGCUCAACAUACGGAUGAGAAACCCUACAAGUGCGGGGAGUGCGAUUACGGGACAGGGAACAAGUAUCACCUUGCCAUUCAUAUGAAAAAGCACACAGUCGAGAAGCCCUACAAAUGUGAUCAGCGCGACUUUUCUGCUGCGAAAAAAUAUACUUUAGAUCAACACAUGCCUAUACACACUGGUGGAAAACCCUACAUGUGUGGUGAGUGCGGGUACAGAACUGCUGAAAAGUAUAACCUAUCCCGACAUAUGAAGAGACAUACCGGUGAGAAACCCUACAAAUGUGACGUAUGUGACUAUUCUUCUGCACACAAAUACAGUCUUAAACUGCACAAGAAAAAACACACAAAUUAAACACCAUGUGUGGGGAGAGUGGGUACAGGACAGCUGGUUGGUCAACCUUGCUUCGGAGUAUUACUAUAGAUGUUUCACAUUUAAAGAACAAUGUAAAGAACUAUGUUUAACUUCUAUGUCGAUUAUGAUAGAAAAAUGUUAAAUGUUGUUUUGUGUAUACGCCAGCUCACGUCAGGCUUUUAGUGACUUAAUAAAUGAAUAAAUGGUGUA